UCCACCCAGAUCUCGUGAAAAUAGGAGGAGGUUCUUUUCCCCAUCCUUCCUUCCUUCCCUCCCUCUUCUGCUGCUCCCUUUUUCCCCAACUGGUCUGUGGACGCUGCAGAGGGAUAUCCCCAUUGCUCAGCCUCCCAGCAGGGAAGACUUAUUGUGAUAUUAUUCAUAUUUUUGAGUGGGGGAAGGAUCUUGCUGGUAAGGUUCUCUGAUGGUUCCCAACCAUGGGGAAGGACCAGGAACUGCUGGAAGCUGCUCGCACUGGGAAUGUGGCUUUGGUGGAGAAACUCUUGGCUGGCAGGAAAGGAGGGCUCCUGGGCAGUGGAUCUGGACCUAUCCCUCUAUCCAACUUGCUGAGCAUUUGGCGAGGACCAAACAUAAAUUGCACGGAUGCUUCAGGGUACACUGCUUUACAUCAUGCAGCCUUAAAUGGUCACAAGGACGUAGUUAUCAAAUUACUUCAGUAUGAAGCAUCCACGAAUGUGGCUGAUAAUAAAGGGUAUUUUCCUAUUCACUUGGCUGCAUGGAAAGGAGAUGUAGAAAUUGUGAAGAUUCUUAUCCAUCAUGGGCCAUCACAUUCCAGAGUGAAUGAACAGAAUAAUGAAAAUGAAACAGCCUUGCACUGUGCAGCCCAGUAUGGACAUUCAGAAGUGGUAGCUGUUUUGCUCGAUGAGCUUACUGAUCCAACUAUAAGAAACAGCAAAUUAGAAACACCAUUGGAUUUGGCAGCCUUGUAUGGCCGUUUACGGGUAGUGAAAAUGAUAAUCAAUGCCUAUCCAAACUUGAUGAGCUGUAACACAAGAAAGCACACUCCUUUGCACCUAGCGGCACGUAACGGCCACAAAUCUGUUGUACAAGUGUUAUUGGAAGCUGGGAUGGAUGUCAGUUGCCAGACAGAAAAGGGGAGUGCAUUACAUGAAGCAGCUUUAUUUGGAAAAGUGGAUGUAGUACGCAUAUUGCUAGAAACAGGAAUCGAUGCCAAUAUAAAGGACAGUUUGGGCAGAACUGUGUUGGAUAUUCUUAAAGAACAUCCAUCGCAACAAUCACUCCAAAUUGCUGCAUUACUGCAAGAGUAUGUAGAAACAGGAAAUGCUACAGUUCCAGAGGAACCUGUACAAGAAUGUCCAGUGACAAAUCACCAAGAUCACCAGACUUGUGUUCGAUUUCCAGAGGUUUCUCCAACACAAACAACUAAAAGUGAUGUUGUGACUGGGGAGUUAUCAAAACUAUUGAAUGAAAUCAAACUUUGCCAAGAAAAGGAUUAUUCUUUGGAAGAACUGUGCCAUACAGUAUCAGACCACUAUCUUGAUAAUGUUAGCAAAGCAUCAGAAGAAGAACCUGUGAUGAAUGGAAGCCAAGCCAAAUCUACUGUAAGGCCAUCUUCAACUAAUGUGUCACCAACUGAAGAAGAAGAAGAAGAUGGAGGUGAAAAUAGUUGUGGACCUACAGGUUUGUGGGAAGCUCUGACACCCUGUAAUGGAUGCAGGAAUCUUGGAUUUUCCAGUCUUACUCAGGAGCCAUUUCCAAAGAAGAGGAGUUAUACACUGGAAGCAGUGCCAUCUUUUUCUUCUGAUGCAUUUCCUGCAGAAAAUGAGAAUGAUCUCUGCGAACUUUUGGAUAUAGCAGUCACAAAGAAACCCUGUUCUUUAGAAAUCACAAGAGAACCUUCAUCAAAGACAGAUAAUGCACCUCAAGUAGCAAUUAUUGCACCAGGUACCGGCAGUAACCAUAGAAACAGUUCAACAGGACCAACACCUGACUGUUCUCCUCCAUCACCAGAUACUGCACUAAAAAAUAUAGUGAAAGUUAUACGGCCUCAGCCUAAGCAACGUACAUCAAUAGUGUCAGCUUUUGAAUUUCACCGAUUAAAUCACAACCAUGAGUAUUUUGAAAUCACCUCUUCCAUAGGAUAUGCAAGCUUUACUUCCAGCCCUCCAAUCAGUCCAGCCAAUUAUUCAACUGGAUCCAUUGAUGGCAGCAUUGAAGAUAAUGACAUUCCAGGAACCCAGCAAACAUCAAUUGAAAGUGAGCAUCUUGAAGCCUAUCCUUCUGAGCAGUUUGCUGGUCUGCUUCAUGGAUCAUCACCUUCUUGUGAUCCACCUGAUAAUCCACUUCAGCUAUACAGAAAAGCAAGCCCAUCUGAUGAAUUACAUAAUGAUAGUAGCUUGAACCUGAGUAUUUUGAAUACAACACAAUUACAGCAAGAAAACAGCACUGAUCCUCCAAUUAAAAAGAAAAAACCACUUGUUUCAAACAGAACUGUAUUUCUUUCAAAAAAUAAUCUAGGAGAAACUAAAACACUGGCUGGCAUUACAAGAACUGGGGAUCAAUGGAUUGUUAAUGCUGCAGGGUUUGUGGAACGUGCUUGCACACUAGGAAGAAUAAGAUCUUUGCCAAAGACUCUUCUUGAUAUGCAUUUAUCCAAAUACGUUUCAAAAUCUGACUCUAACCUAAUUUCCUAUCCACCUACUGAACAAAAAGCAAGAAGAAAUUGGAAUGAAUCUACACCAGACCCUGAAAACUCUAAAGGAACAUCUGAAAGAACACCAUCAUUUACUUCUGAGUGGGAAGAAAUUGAUAAAAUUAUGAGUUCCAUAGAUGCUGGUAUAAUCACAGGACUGGGAGAGAUUAGCAAUGGUGUACCAACACCCAGAUGCCCUGUCCAGACAGUGGGACAAUGGUUGGAAAAUAUUGGGCUACCUCAGUAUGAAAACCACUUGCUGGCUAAUGGAUUUGACAGUGUACAGUUUAUGGGAAGCAAUGUUAUGGAGGAUCAAGAUCUCUUGGAAAUUGGAAUACUUAAUUCUGGACACAGACAAAGAAUUCUACAGGCAAUCCAGCUCCUUCCAAAGAUGAAACAGAUUGGCAAUGAUGGCUACAAUCCCACCUCGGUAGCAGAAUGGCUAGAUUCUCUGGAACUGGGAGACUACAUCAAACCUUUUCUGAUAAAUGGUUAUACAUCGAUUGACCUUGUGAAAAAAAUCUGGGAUAUUGAAUUAAUUAAUGUAUUAAAAAUUAGUUUGCUUGGCCAUCGAAAACGUAUUUUGGCAUCACUGGGAGACAGGCUUCACGAAGAUCCUCCUCAGAAACCACCACGAUCUAUAACCCUCAGGGAACCUAGUGGCAACCACACUCCUCCUCAGUUGUCUCCCUCACUCAGCCAAAGCACUUACACUACUGGAGGCUCACUCGACGUACCACACAUUAUGAUGCAGGGGGAUGCAAGGAGAAGAAGAAAUGACAGCUAUUUCGAUGAUAUUCCCCGAUCAAAGUUGGAAAGGCAGAUGGCUCAGUCGUCUGUCUGUGAGAUUUGGACCAACCAGAAUGCAGGAUAUCCUUACACAGCAGUCCAUCAGGUUCAUAAUACUGGAGACUGGGGUGAACCAUCGAUUACCUUACGGCCUCCAAAUGAAGCUACAGCAUCAACGCCAGUACAGUACUGGCAGCAUCACCCAGAGAAACUCAUCUUCCAGUCAUGUGAUUAUAAAGCAUUUUAUUUAGGUUCUAUGCUGGUAAAAGAGUUAAGAGGUACAGAAUCAACGCAGGAUGCCUGUGCAAAAAUGAGGAAGUCUACAGAACAAAUGAAGAAAGUCCCUACCAUUGUUUUAUCAGUCUCCUAUAAGGGAGUAAAAUUUAUUGAUGCAACAAAUAAGAAUAUUAUUGCUGAACAUGAGAUUCGUAAUAUUUCCUGUGCUGCACAAGACCCUGAAGACCUCUCUACUUUUGCUUACAUCACAAAAGACUUGAAGACAAAUCAUCACUACUGCCAUGUGUUCACAGCCUUUGAUGUGAAUUUAGCCUAUGAAAUAAUUCUCACAUUGGGACAGGCGUUUGAGGUAGCCUAUCAGCUUGCACUUCAAGCACGAAAAGGAGGACAUUCUUCAACCCUUCCAGAAAGCUUUGAUAAUAAGCCUACCAAACCUAUUCCCAAACCACGUGUUAGCAUUCGAAAAUCUGUGCAGAUAGAUCCCACUGAACAAAAGACUCUUGCCAACCUACCAUGGAUUGUAGAACCAGGACAAGAAGCCAAAAGAGGAAUUAAUACCAAGAGCAGUCCAUUUUGAAACUUCCUCACAAUGAUUCAGAAAAUAACAACUAGAUGAGAGUUGAAUCAUUGGCCAGGAUUCCCAUGGUAAGUUGUGAAUCAGCAUUGAGAGCUGCUGAAUGAAUGUGCUGCCUAAGCAUCAUACUGCUUGAAGAAAUUGUUAAAAUAGAUCUUAAUAUCCCUCAACAAAGUGACAUAUUUGAGCAGACUUCUGGGCUUUAUCUGAGAUUUAGAAAACAUAAAUGUACCCACCCCCCCCCCCCCCAAAGUUCAUAGCCAAUCAAAAUAAAUAUGAGUGAAUGAUAUAACAGAGGACAGAACAACAACAACGACAACAAAUCUUUUGAAUAUAGAAUGUGGGAAAAAGGCAGACAGCCAAAGAAGUCUAAGUCAGUCUGGAAUAAAAGAUGAGUUACACUGAGGAAGAACAAAGGAUAGCCGACGAGAGACAAAACUAGGAAAACAAGAAAUCUAGUAGAUUAAGGUAAAUUAAAUGUUUAUGUUAUGUGACUCCUGCCCUGCAGGUACAGCAAUAAAAGUUAACCCACAUCUAAAUGUCUCUUUCUUGUGGCUUGUAAAAAUGUUGAAUUAGUUGUUACCUUUGCAGCCAAGGGAAUCUCAGUAUCUACAAUACUAUAUUGACAAUUUUGUUUGGCUUCUGAAACGAGGGAAAGCCAUGUUAGCUGUAACCUUUAACAGCUUUAAAUUUCAGCUAUUUAGUGACCUAUCAAAACAAAUAAUAAAGAUAAAAUUCAAAAAUGUGCAGUAACACCAAAGCCAAAUCCCAAUGCAUUUCAUAUGGAAGUGCUUUACUUUAAGGGAAACAAUAAUUAGUAUUUCCCUAAGCCAUCUCUAUGUUACAACUCUCCUAAUUUGCUGCAAAUGAAGGUUCCUUUCCUGUUAAUGCACCACCAAUGCAAUUUCCCCUCAAACUCCCUUUCUAAUAUAUGGAAAAAGAAAGCACCAUAUUUGCAAUGAGAUAACUACCAUGGAACAGCACAAAAAGCUUUUAAACUAGUGUUUAUGAUACACACUGAAGUAGAAAGAUUGAAUGUGAAGAAAUAAAUUAUUUAAAAAAACGUGACUUUUAAAAUUACAUCGAGGGAUGUUUUUCCCCAUUCAUAGGCAGUCAUUAGAUACUAAAAGCCAUUUCAAUCACUUUUCUCACAAUGGAGGAUAAAAUGGUUUUGUUCAUAACUAUAAAACAAAGAGAAUUCGGGCAUAACUAGAAAGCCAGAUUUUCAUAGCAACAGAAGUCUACAGACAGGCUCCUCACAAUGAAAGGACAUCAUUUCUGGUAUUCUGAAGUUAGCAAAAUCUGAAUCAUUAUUUGGUCCUAGGUCCCUGGAAGCACUGAACUAUCUGGGAAAAGGAAAUCAAAUGCUUCCCUUUCCCUCUCAAGCCAUGCUGCAGCCUCCCUUUUUGUUUUAAUAUAUCUAUAGUUUCCUUCUAAUCCAAAUUGAUUUGCAAAACCAGGAUGGCUAAUUAGUAUCAAUACAGUCAGUUCUGCUUUUCAUUGGAAGAACAAACAGUACUCUUUCAUGUAAGCAUGUGCAAAACAGAUAACAUCCACCAGGAAUGGAUGGAAGGAACUACAGCAUAUAAAGGAAUUACACACAGGGAAAAAGUACCAGGCCAAUCCCAGAUUUAUACUGUAAUCCCAAACCACGGAAAUUAAAAUUCUCAGAAGGAAAGGCAUCCCUUAAAAGGCUGUUAUUGGAACACCAUUUUUUUUCUUGAAUAUCCAUUCUUGCAUAGACAGGGCUGUAACCAGAAAAAAAAUUCGGGAGGGGUUUUGAAAAUUUCGGGGAGGGGGGGUUGAACCCUUAGCCCCUAACACCCUCCCCCCCCCAGCUACAGGCCUGUCAAUAUCUGCUUGAGAUAGUGCCUGGAGGGACUCUUAAUUUUUUGCGUCUCAUAGACUUAGCAUGGGGAUUUGGUUAACCAGUUAAAAUUCAUCCAGGUUUUUUUUUUAAUUUGAAAAAUUUGGGGGGGGGGUUGAACCCCUACCCCCCCCUCCCCCCCGGCUACAGGCCUGUGUAUAGAACCACCUUCACCAAAUGAGCCAAACCUGCCACUGCCCAGAAAUAGAGGCAGGAGAACUUCUAAUGAAACUUUGCCCCCUUCAGUUUUCAGAUAAGCCAAGAAUCAACACUUGGGAACGAGAAGAAGAAAAUUCAUGUAUGGCCUAGACCAGAUAUGGGUUUAAAGCCGAACACCUUCAGAAAGCAAGCUGUUUUGUUAGAGUGUGCCUUCAAGUCAUUUUCAAGUCAUGGUGACUGUAAAAUGGAUCUCUCAUGUUUUUUUUUUUCUUGGCAAGGAUUUGCUUUUGCCUUCCACUAAGACUGAGAGUGGGCGUGACAUGCCAAAGGCCACUCGGUGGAUUUCCAUGGUCCAUGAGGUCACAAAGAGUCAGAAACAACUAUGUGAUUGAGCAGCAGCAGCAGAAUUUCAAACUUUGGCUCCUGAUUUGUAAUUCAGUGCUCAAACCACUACAACACCAUGCUGACUUCCAAUAGCAAGCUCCUACUUUAUGCUUAUUCUUAUUUGUCUUGUUCUUAUUUGCCACGGGAAAGCUGUCUUUUGUCUUGCACCUACAUAUCAAAUGUUUAUUAAAUUCACCUAUGGUUUAUGAAUUUCUAACAUAGGAUUUUGAAAUUGCAUUAAAUAUACUGAAGUUCUAUUUGAACUUUCAGGAACAUCUUCCUUAAGAUUUCUGUCCAUGAAAGGUGCAUUUUUCUUUGCAAAAAGCAUCUGCAAAGAGGAUCCUGUAAAUGCCAGCAUUAUUAGAGAUCACUUGUGUAUUUUUAGCAAGGAUCAAGAGACAUUGUGUUUAAGCUCAUCAUUUCUGUCCAGAGUUUUUCUUCUUUUCAUGUUUGAGAGAUUAUUUCACUUCCAUUUGUACAAAUCUGAUUCAUCCUACAGAAAAACUGCAGCAUCAUUUGGAUGUGAGGUGAACAUUGAAAGUAUAAAUGUCUUUCACCAGAGGCUUUAGAACAUAUGCCUCAUUCAUUUCCUUUCAUCCUUUAACCCUAAGACAUCUUUCUCCCAGUACGUAUCUUUCCGUUCUCAAACCUUUUGUAAUCUUUCUCCUGAAAACAACAGAAUUAUUUCCUCUUUAUAUGGUUCUGCUGUUUCAGAAGACGUGACAAGAAAGAUCUAGAAAUUGUGUGUGUUUCUGCUUGUAUUCUGAUGCACGCCAUUUUGCGCACAUUGCUCUUCUUCACAAUAUAUAAAAAAGGAUGCAACAGCAGUGAAGGACAACAAUAAUCUUAAUAGCAUAUGCCUUAUGUACCUGCAACUGUUAUGUGAAAUGCAACAUGAAAACCUGCUUUUCACUAUGAAGUAUUGUUUCCAUGGUUAUGGCAUUAAAAGAGAUUAUUUGUUUUGACAUGA
Messenger RNA from Anolis carolinensis (green anole), 7438 nucleotides. RefSeq names its product ankyrin repeat and sterile alpha motif domain containing 1B (gene anks1b). Gene Ontology annotation, biological process: ephrin receptor signaling pathway. The transcript is spliced from 27 exons. Gene Ontology annotation, cellular component: cytosol. Gene Ontology annotation, molecular function: ephrin receptor binding. The coding region runs from base 222 to 4061 and encodes 1279 amino acids. NCBI's taxonomy places the organism in Eukaryota, Metazoa, Chordata, Lepidosauria, Squamata, Anolidae. The record is from RefSeq and is a predicted model, not a curated record.